UCAGAAUGAUGGCUAUGAAUCUGACAUGGCACUGGCAAUGAAUCGUUACAUUGGUAAUUCCAUCUUGCCACUCCUCAUCAAACACUCCUCGUUCUACAAUGAAGCUGAUGAUUAUGCCAAUUUGCUGGAUGCCACUCUGCAUACAGUGUACAGACUGUCCAAAAACAGAAUGCUUACCAAGGGCCAGAGAGAAGCCGUGUCAGACUUCCUUGUGGCUCUUACCAGCCAAAUGCAACCAAGCAUGUUACUAAAGUUACUGAGGAAGCUUACCAUUGACGUUUCCAAGCUGUCAGAGUACACCACUGUAGCCCUCAGAUUGCUGAUGCUGCAUUAUGACCGAUGUGCCAAGUAUUACGGUUCUACUUCAGGGCAAGGGAUGUACGGCGCAUCCAGUGAUGAAGAGAAGAGGUUGACCAUGAUGCUGUUCAGCAACAUCUUUGAUUCUCUGUCCAAAAUGGUAAUUUAUAGUUUCAAAAUUUAUCAUCUGUCCAUCAUACUGUUCAGUGGAUUCCAGUAGGAUGUGUGUGUCACCCUACAGAGGCCUUUACUUGGAGCCACUUUAUAAAAGUUAUUUUAUUCACAGUCUUGUGCGUUAUUCCUUCAUGUUUUAUGGCUGUUUUUUGUUUUGUAGUUAUCAACCCUAUACACUGAGAAGUUGUAUCAGGCAUUCAAAAUCUUGUCAGUGGUAUGUGAAUGUAAGCCACAAAGAAUAUUAAAAGAUGCCAGAACAAAUAAUAAUCCACUCAUGUGUU
Zootermopsis nevadensis is the source of this 752-nucleotide messenger RNA. Lineage: Eukaryota; Metazoa; Arthropoda; Insecta; Blattodea; Termopsidae. The record is from RefSeq and is a predicted model, not a curated record.